Messenger RNA from Boleophthalmus pectinirostris (great blue-spotted mudskipper), 4656 nucleotides. RefSeq names its product BMP2 inducible kinase (gene bmp2k). The transcript is spliced from 16 exons. The record is from RefSeq and is a predicted model, not a curated record. The coding region runs from base 823 to 4179 and encodes 1118 amino acids. Gene Ontology annotation, biological process: protein phosphorylation. Gene Ontology annotation, molecular function: protein kinase activity; ATP binding. NCBI's taxonomy places the organism in Eukaryota, Metazoa, Chordata, Actinopteri, Gobiiformes, Gobiidae.
GCCCCCUCCUCUCUGCACUGGCGCUGCCGUGGGGGCCAAAAUCCGCCACAAACUUUGUCCAAAAUGCGCCCGCGGUCACGCCAAACCUCAACGGGGACUUUGUGAGCGACGAGCGACGGAGCGACGAGCGAGCGCCGGCCGCGGGUUUCCCUCCACGCACGCCGCGGUUGUUCGUUUCGAGGUGGGAGCGGCGUGAAUGUCGUUAGCCGCCGAUUAGCAACGACUAGCUUCGCCCCCGAGAGGAGUGGAGACGAGUCCGAGUGCGAGUCGACCCGAGCGGCGUGCGGACCCGACGGAACCGCAUCUCACCGCCAACGCUCAUUUUCCCACUCCGAACGUGUGAUUUUACGCCGUUUUCGACAAUAAACUCUUGAACGCACGCUGUUUUUGGCUCGUUUUAGGCUAAAUCACAUUAGCCCACAACGCCGAUUGCGACCCGUGUUUUGAUUUUAUUGCGCUGGACCCGUCGGAUUGCGCAUCGGAACGCGACCGCAAAUCAUUCCGACUCCACGAAACGGGAUCUACAGCCAACGGAAGCGUAUCUUAUAAUUUUUUACGCUUUUAAUUUUUGAUUUUAAGCCAUUUUUUUUUAGGAGUAACUCUUGACUCAUUUAGCCUACAACACCACUUGCGACCUUUGCGACCCGCGUUUUGACACUAUUAACGCUGGACCCGUAAAAAAAAAAAAAAGUGUAAAUCUCUCUGUAAAAAGACUGGAGCAUGCAGAAAAAGACGAGAUAUCUGAUAAGUAGAUAGGAGACGAGGGUCAUACCAGAAGAUAAAUUUGGGACUGGUUUCUUUUGUGGACUAGGUGGAGACAGGAUGAAGAAGUUCUCCAGGAUGCCCCGGUCGGAGAGUGGAGGUCUGGGUGGCUCGUCCGGCUCCGGGGCGAGCUCCGGAGUCAGCAGCUACUUCGGGAAAGUGUUUGCCGUGGGUCGCUACCAAGUCACCGUGGAGGAGCUUGUAGCUGAAGGAGGUUUCUCUGUCGUUUUUCUCGCCCGGACUCACAGCGGCGUACGAUGUGCCCUCAAGAGGAUGUACGUCAACAACCUCCCCGACCUCAACGUGUACAAGAGAGAGAUCACGAUCAUGAAAGAGCUGUCGGGGCACAAGAACAUCGUGGCGUAUCUGGACUCGACCAUAAACCCCGUGUCUGAGAGCGUGUGGGAGGUGCUCAUCCUCAUGGAGUACUGCAAAGCGGGUCAGGUGGUGAAGCAGAUGAACCAGCGUCUGAGCGUGGGCUUCACAGAGGUGGAGGUGCUCCAUAUUUUCUGUGACACGUGCGAAGCUGUGGCCCGUCUCCAUCAGUGUAAAACGCCCGUCAUCCACCGAGACCUCAAGGUUGAGAACAUCCUUUUGAACGACCAGGGGAACUACGUGCUGUGCGACUUCGGCAGCGCCACUCACAAAAUCCUCCUGCCCCAGAAAGAAGGAGUGACCGCCGUGGAGGACGAGAUUAAAAAAUACACCACGCUUUCUUACCGCGCUCCUGAAAUGAUCAACCUCUACGCAGGGAAAGCCAUCACCACCAAGGCCGACAUUUGGGCGCUGGGAUGCUUGUUGUACAAGCUGUGUUUCUUCACACUUCCUUUUGGGGAGAGUCAAGUCGCCAUUUGUGAUGGGACCUUUAUCAUUCCUGAUAACUCCAAAUACUCGGCCAAACUGCACAGACUCAUCAGAUACAUGCUCGAGCCAGACCAGGAGAAGAGACCGGACAUUUACCAAGUCUCGUACUUUGCCUUCAAGUUGGCCGGGAAAGACUGUCCGGUCCCCAACCUAUUUAACUCUCCCAUCCCCACGUCUUUACCAGAGCCACUAACGGCCAGUGACGUCGCCGCCAAGAAGAGCAUGACAAAAGCAAGGAUCACAGACUCGGUGGGUCCCACAGAGACGUCCAUCGCUCCCAGACAGCGUCCCAAAGCCGCCAACAGUAACGUGCUUCCUCUCAGCAACACGGUCACUCCGGUCAAGAUGAGCGUGCCCUCCGCCGCCAACGGGAACGGACACAAAGCUCCGACCCCCGGCUCCACAGCGCCCCCUCUGGCCCCUCAGAGCAACAACAGCCAACAGCACCGAGUCCUGCAGCAGCUUCAGCCCGGAGACCUGAGGCUCCAGCAGCUCCAGCAGCACCAGACCGUACCUCACCCACAACCGCAACAACCCCACCCACCGCCACAGCAGCACCCACAGCCACAACAGCCCCACCCACACCAGCCUCAGCACCUACAGCAGCCCAACGCGCAGCAACUACAGUAUCUACAGUACCACCAGGCCCUGCAGCAGCAGAUGUUACUCCAGCAGCAGAUGAUGAUGCAGCCGGCUCUGUACCAGCAGCAGGUGGCCCAGGCCCAGUACGCCGCCAUGCUGCACCAGUAUCAGCAGGCUUUUGUGCAGCAGCAGCAGCAGCAGCAGCAGCAGCAGGUGCACCACCCACACGCAGGCCCCCACAGCGCCCCCUACCUGUCCUCGCCCUCGCCGCUCGAGUUCCAGAUGCCCCUCGGCUCGUACAACGCCACCACGCCCUCUGCUGGCCCCGCGGCGACGGCGCAGAUGGGAGGAGGACCGUCACCUGCGGAGACGUUUGCCAAUACGAGGAACCCGCUGCUGUCCUCAGACGCCCCCCCCGCCGCGAGCCACCCCCCGGACAUGUCCCGCUGGAACCCCUUCGGAGAGGACAACUUCUCCAAGCUCACGGAGGAGGAGCUGCUCGACCGAGAGUUUGACCUGCUCAGAGCAAAGAAGCCCGUGGAGCGCAGUCCCAGCGCAGAGACCCCGCUCCAGCCGCAGACCUCCUCCUCCUCUGUCCCCAAAGCCCUUCCACCUGAAGACCUGUUCGGAUCUGUCCCGUUUGUGACCAGCGCAGGAGGUGCUGUGGCGAGCUCAGAUCCAGCCCCUGACGACUCCACUUCCGCUCCCGCCGUUCCCUCCACGACCUCCGACCUCCUCCAGCCUCAAGAGGGCGCCAAGGAGCCCAAACCCGGCAGGAAGAGCAGCGCCAAGACCGGAGACGAGUCGGACAGCGACUUCGAAUCGGACCCUCCGUCGCCCAAGAGCAGCGAGGACGAGGAGGGGGAGGAGGAGGAGGCUCUGAACAGCGAGCACGGAGAAGACACGGAACCGGAAAACCUAGGACAGCUCCCCCUGCUGAUGGACUCCGAUGAAGAACACAGCUCCGAUUCGGAUUGCGAGACGGGCAAAGCGAAGACGCGCUCGAAGAAAAGCAUGAAAUCCGCGAAUGUGUCGAAUCAAGCCGGGAUGAGUUUGAUUACGCCGCCGCAAUCCCCGGAAAAGCUCACGGUGACGUCGGCCAAAAAUCCAGACAGCGUUGACGUUUUCGGAGCUGUGCCGUUUCCGGUCGGGAUAACGCACAGCACGUCGGAUAUUUUCUCACAAGCGCCUUUCCGCCAGACUAGCCAUGAAAAGCAGCAACAAGCGGACGAUUUCGACGUCUUCACCAAAGCGCCGUUCAACCGGAAUCUCUCCAAAUCCGGGACGCUUCCGAUGGGGCAAACCCCGCCCAUCUCCCCAGAAGGCGGGAUCGACAUUUUCGGAUUUUCACCGUUCCAACCCGGAUCCAACGCGCCCUCGACGCUCCCGACGACGUCACGGAGCGCGGAGGACAUCUUUUUCCGUCAGUCCUGCGACGACUCGAGCCCGCAGCAGCAGCGCUUAAAGCAACGUAGCCUUCAGAAGCUGUCGUCGAGGCAGCGGAAAACGAAGCAAGACCCGAGCGGCGGCGGCAGCAACGGGAAGAGGCACCACGGGACGCCGACGGGAGCGAGAAAAACCAACAAGCCCACGUACCGAACGCCGGAGAAGGUCAGGAGACACAAGAAAGUCGGAAGGAGGGAUUCGCAGAGCAGCAACGAGUUCCUGAGCACGUCCGAUUCCAAGGAGAACAUCAGCGUGGACGUGACGAUGGCGGAGGGGGACGAGAAGGCGCCGACCAUCCCAACGGAGGACGCAAUCUUGGAUCCGUUUGGCGCGAAGCCGUUCCAUCCCAACCUCGGCGAAGGGAAGCUGGAAAAGUCGUGGAGCGGAGAGGCCAAAACCAUCGACGAUUUCGGGGCGGUGCCGUUCACGGAGUUUGUUCCGCCGCAGCAGCAGCAGCAGCAGCAGCAGCCGCCGCCCGUGGAGCUGGACCCGUUCGGAGCGGCGCCUUUUCCCUCGAAACAAUGAGUCUAUCAAAACCACAAAAUGUCUUCCCUUCUUUACGCGUUUUUUACAUGGAUCGUGGCGUCCGUGUUGCUUUCGAAUGACUUCUUUUUGAAUACAAACCUGUGGAGACGAGCGUUCGGUGUAAAAGGACCAGAGUUCUGCCUCAUGCUGCAUUUUUGCGCUUGUCACAAACUUGGAAAGACUGAUGGGAAAUGUUUGUACGUUUGACUGUGGAUUGUACAGUUAGUUUGGACUGUUUUGUUUUGGGGCCGUAGGGGGGAUCGCUACAUUACAGAUUGUAAAAAUGAGCCUAAAACGCGGCGUGUCCAGUGUUCAUCUUCACCACAAACUUACAUAAAUUCAGGCACCAAAGUAUUUAGUUACCAAUAUAUAUAUCUGAAGUAUUAAGACAUUUGUUUACAUUUUUUUAAAUUUAAUUUCAGUCUUUAUCCACAGAAAUAUUGCUUCAUAUUACGUUGCCUUUAUGUGAAAUGAACA